UCCUCAAUCAUCCACUAUCUCAAAACAAAUAUCAGUUGCCAGACUGUCCAUGUUACAGACCUUUGCUCUUACUCUCAUCAUCAUUCAUUAAUUAUGCUCCAAUUAUUAACUCCUUCAAUUUCAACCCUUUUUUUGUUUCUCAUUAAUUUACAUGUCAACUGUAUUUAUUUAUUUUUGGUUGCUCAAGCUCAAGCUCAAGGGUGGGGUCAUAUAUGCUGCUAACUGCAUAUCUAUAAGUGGAUAGAUAGAUAGAUGUUGGAAUGAGCAGCAAAACAAAAAACAGUUAGUGAUGGAAGGUCCUCCUCGGUUUGUGGUGUUAUCGUUGGUUAUUAUUAUGUUGAGUAUUACCACAAGUACAUGCUCAGCUCAACUGACUCGUGGCUUCUACGGAAAAACAUGCCCAAAUGUUGAGCAGUUGGUACGCUCUGCCGUGGCGCAGAAGUUCCAGCAGACCUUUGUGACUGCUCCUGCCACUCUUCGACUCUUCUUCCAUGAUUGCUUUGUGCGGGGUUGUGAUGCUUCGAUUUUGCUUUCUUCUCCAAAUAACAAGGCAGAGAAGGAUAAUCCUGAUGACAUUUCACUUGCUGGGGACGGCUUUGACACUGUUAUUAAAGCCAAGGCAGCUGUUGAUAGCGAUCCUCAAUGCCGAAACAAAGUCUCCUGUGCUGAUAUACUCGCUCUGGCUACUAGGGAUGUUGUCAAUUUGGCAGGGGGGCCAUUUUAUAAUGUUGAAUUAGGAAGGCGUGAUGGGAGAUUAUCUACUAUUGCUAGUGUUCAACAUCAUCUUCCUCACCCUGAUUUCAACUUGAAUCAACUCAAUUCCAUGUUUAGCUUUAAUGGCCUCUCUCAGACAGAUAUGAUUGCAUUAUCAGGUGCACAUACAAUUGGGUUCUCUCAUUGCAACAGAUUCUCAGGACGAAUCUACAACUUUAGCCCCAGAAGAACAAUUGACCCAACACUAAAUUUGCAAUAUGCCUUCCAGCUUAGACAAAUGUGCCCUUUAAGAGUUGAUCCUAGAAUUGCCAUAAACAUGGACCCUGUCACGCCUCAAACGUUUGACAAUCAGUACUUCAAGAAUUUGCAGCAAGGAAAGGGUCUAUUCACUUCUGAUGAGGUGCUGUUUACAGAUGCAAGGUCAAAGGCCACAGUUAACUUAUUUGCAUCAAAUGAAGGAGCUUUUGAUAGUGCUUUUGUUCAGGCUAUUACCAAGAUGGGAAGGAUUGGUGUUAAAACUGGACAUCAAGGUGAAAUUAGGAUUGAUUGCACUCGGCCCAACUAGAAAUUUUUUCUGCACUACUGUGAUAUCGUCAUUCCUUUUUGGGGUUUAUAGUAGUUAUGUUCAUUUGAUAGUUCAUUAUUCUAUUAAUAAUUGAUGGAGUUCUUUGAGCCCCCAUGCUAUCAUCAUUCCCCUUUUGGGGUUUAUAUCAGUUAUGUAUAGUUGAUCGUUUUUAUUUAUAAUUGAAGGAGUUAUUUGAGCUGUAUUUGUAGUUUCAUGUUAUUAGA
Molecule: messenger RNA, 1503 nt
Organism: Gastrolobium bilobum
Lineage: Eukaryota; Viridiplantae; Streptophyta; Magnoliopsida; Fabales; Fabaceae
Product: peroxidase 16
Exons: 4
Coding region: 290-1279 (329 amino acids)
Biological process (GO): hydrogen peroxide catabolic process; response to oxidative stress
Molecular function (GO): heme binding; peroxidase activity
Source: RefSeq, a predicted model, not a curated record